Molecule: messenger RNA, 1150 nt
Organism: Spizellomyces punctatus DAOM BR117
Lineage: Eukaryota; Fungi; Chytridiomycota; Chytridiomycetes; Spizellomycetales; Spizellomycetaceae
Exons: 3
Coding region: 259-1050 (263 amino acids)
Biological process (GO): interstrand cross-link repair; recombinational repair
Cellular component (GO): mitochondrial nucleoid; mitochondrial chromosome
Molecular function (GO): single-stranded DNA binding
Source: RefSeq, a predicted model, not a curated record
GAAUUUCUGCACGGCAGCUCGAUUUUUGGUCGUAGACUUUGGGAUUCUGGUGCUGUACGGUGAGCCGUCAACCAUCUUUUUUUAUUAUUGCUGGAUACAGCACAAUAGCUGUCAGAGUAGAUCCGUACUGCCAGAAACCAGAGGACGCUGAGCGAAUCGCCCGAAGUGUCCGGCCCAUCGGACUCGCUCACACUGAAAUGUGGUGUGUCAUCCCAAACCAAAGAGCUUCUCCUUCAUUGCACGCAAUCCGCAACAACAAUGCUUCGCUUCCGCCCACGUAUUGGCAUUUUGCCUUCGAGAGUCUUUGUUAGGGCCUCGCUUACUCGACCUUUUGCAACUCAAGCGCCUACUCCUGCAUCCGGUGACAAAGCCACCGUUGAGCCAGCCGUUACACCCGACCGCACUGCAUUUCCUGCCACCAGUGCAUUUGAGAAUGAGCUUUCCCGUGGCCCUCAAGCGGCCUUCAUGAACGACCCAGAGUACGAAGACUUGACAAGGUCGCACAAGGGUUUGUCCUUUGAGCCUUUCCCGCCUGAGAUUUCCGAAAUUCUGCUAGCACCUAUAAAAGAGGCGGAUAUCGAAAUUACACCAGAUGGUCUUUUAUACCUUCCUGAAAUCAAAUAUCGCCGUAUUCUUAACCGCGCAUUUGGCCCCGGAGGUUGGGGACUCAUUCCCCGCGGCCCGCAUACAGUGACCAACAAGACAAUCUCGAGAGAGUACGCCUUGUUUUGCCUCGGCCGAUUUGUUGCACAAGCACGCGGGGAACAAGACUACUUUAGCGAUGACAAACUACCGACCUGUGCGGAGGGAGCAAAGUCCAAUGCUCUCAUGCGUUGCUGCAAAGAUUUAGGGAUCGCUUCGGAAUUGUGGGACCCUAUCUUUAUCGAACAAUUCAAGGCAAGCCAUUGUGUGCAACUUCCCACUGUGAGCGGAUACAGCAACACUCGCAAGCUUUUGUGGAGGAGGAAGGACCGGAAGUUUGGCCCAGGCGUCAGGGAGGACACUGGCAGCUCUAGUAAUUCCGGAGGAAAUGCUUAUAGAAAAAAUUGAAAGAUCUUUAGUGAAGAUCUAUAAAAAAUUUGUAUUGCUGCUUUAGCUGGUUGCUUGCGAUAUCAUUGUGUGCAUAGUUAACAUAGUCGGAUAUAAGUGA